GGCAACUCAAUAUCAUCACAAAUACAUCUAAACGCAGAUAUCGUCUGUGCGUCCGCAUUUUGCUGUAUUUUUUAUUUAAGAAUGGGUUAUUAAUAAGCAAUUAAUAAAUUAUUAUUAAAUAAAAAUCAGCCAAAGCCGUCAAUCAAUUCAACGUAGCGUUUUACAUUGCAGAUACACAAAGUUUCUAAUUAAUUAAUUACCUUGGAAAAUGGAGCCACAAAACUAUCAUAACCAUGGGCAGCAGCAGCAGCAGCUCCUGCACGAGCAACAAAUUCAUUUACAGCAAAUCCAGCAACAGCAGCAGCUGCAGCAGCAACAACAGCAGCCCAUUCAAUCUGGAUUUGCACCGCGUCGUCAGUAUGACAACAUGGGCAAUUCAUCAGCUGCUCUAGCAGCUGCCUGUUUGGCCAAUGGCGCUGCCACCGGUGGGAGCUCAUCGGCGGCCAAAAAUGCUGCGAUGCAGCGUCCAAAAAUCAAGAAAGAGAAACAGCUUCAAGUAAUACAACAGCAACAACAGCAGCAGCAACAACAACAACAGCAGCAGCUGUCGGAGCUAAGCACUGUGGGCAGCGUCGGCAUGUUGCCUACUGAUGACUCCCUUAAAUUUGUUAACGACACCGAUGCCAAUGGGCUGGCAAUGAAGACACCAGUCAGCAUACUGCAAGAGCUAUUGAGUCGGCGCGGCAUUACGCCGGGUUAUGAACUGGUACAGAUCGAGGGCGCCAUACAUGAGCCGACGUUUCGGUUUCGCGUUUCAUUCAAGGACAAGGACACGCCGUUCACAGCCAUGGGCGCUGGACGCUCCAAGAAAGAGGCGAAGCAUGCUGCCGCUCGUGCUCUUAUUGACAAGCUUAUUGGUGUCCAGCUCGAAUCUCAGGGAAAUUCAACAUCAACAUCUGCCGUCAACUGUUCGAUGACAAGUAGCGGAGGUGAUGGCGGCAAUGCCAAUGUUUCUGGCAGUGGCGAUGGCAGCGACAAGAUCGUGGGCAAUCCUAUCGGCUGGCUGCAGGAGAUGUGCAUGCAACGUCGCUGGCCCCCGCCAUCGUAUAUAACGGAAACGGAGGUGGGGCUGCCACACGAGAGGCAAUUUACGAUUGCGUGCAGCAUUUUGCACUAUCACGAGGUGGGCAAGGGUAAAAGCAAGAAAAUUGCCAAGCGUUUGGCCGCCCACAAAAUGUGGACCCGACUGCAGGAGACGCCCAUUGAUGCUGCCAAAAUCAAUGAUAGCAUUUGCAGCGAACUGGAGGGCGAUCCCCGCAUUAACGAUAAUUAUUAUGGUGAUUUGAAAGAUAUCACUGUGCCAACACUGACAACGCUGCACAGUAAUAAAGUGUCGCAGUUCCAUAAGACAUUGAAAAACGCGACGGGCAAAAAACUGCUUAAAUUACAGAAGACAUGCCUCAAGAGCUCGAAAAUCGACUACAUUAAACUGCUUUCGGAGAUUUCAGCCGAGAAUCAGUUUGAAGUCACCUACGUGGAUAUCGAAGAGCGAACGUUUAGUGGCCAAUUUCAGUGUCUGGUACAGUUAUCCACUUUGCCCGUAGGUGUUUGCCAUGGUACGGGAUCCACAACUGGCGAAGCUCAGCGACAUGCGGCCCAAAAUGCUCUGGAGUAUCUCAAGAUUAUGACCAAAAAAUAGGCCACUAACUGAUAGCAAAAUCUGAACGCACAUAACGAUGUUGAAAAAAAAAAACAAAAA
This is a messenger RNA of Drosophila nasuta, 1699 nucleotides long. It is a transcript of the gene loqs, whose product is annotated as double-stranded RNA-binding domain-containing protein loquacious. The record is from RefSeq and is a predicted model, not a curated record. Gene Ontology annotation, biological process: regulation of regulatory ncRNA processing; siRNA processing. Gene Ontology annotation, cellular component: RISC-loading complex; cytoplasm; RISC complex. Gene Ontology annotation, molecular function: double-stranded RNA binding; siRNA binding. NCBI's taxonomy places the organism in Eukaryota, Metazoa, Arthropoda, Insecta, Diptera, Drosophilidae.